AUGGCCAUGUCUAUGCGAGCAGCGCGGUCACUGUGCCGGGGACAGGCGCUGUGUCGAACGCGCUUUCCUCUCCGAGUCAUAUCGCAGUCAUCUCGUCCCAUUGCUGUUCAGCGCACAUUCUGCUCGACCAGACGGCAAUUCGAGUCAUCACCGGAUGUGUUCCACUCUCUAAAAGAAGGACCCGCCGCUAGCUUCCUCUCGACCUUCCAGCAGAAGACGAGCGUACCACAGACGCUCACCGAGAAGAUCGUACAGCGGUAUGCAGUUGGCGUGGCAGAGGGCAAGACGCUCAGGUCUGGCGAUUAUGUCACCCUGCAGCCGCACAAAUGCAUGACACACGACAACUCAUGGCCGGUAGCUCUGAAGUUCAUGUCCAUUGGCGCGACCAAGAUCCAUGACCCGAAGCAGAUCGUCAUGACGCUCGACCACGACGUACAGAACAAGACCGAAAAAAACCUCAAGAAGUACAAUCAAAUCGAGGAGUUUGCAAAGAAGCAGGACGUGGUUUUCUACCCAGCUGGACGCGGCAUUGGUCAUCAGAUCAUGGUCGAGGAGGGCUAUGCAUGGCCAGGCACAGUCGCCGUGGCUUCCGACAGCCAUUCCAACAUGUAUGGAGGUAUUGGAUGCUUGGGAACACCAGUUGUGCGCACAGAUGCCGCGAGCAUCUGGGCAACCGGAAAGACAUGGUGGCAGAUUCCCCCCGUCGCCAAGGUCAACCUAAGGGGAGCAUUGCCAGAUGGCGUGACGGGCAAAGAUGUCAUUGUUGCCCUCGCUGGACUCUUCAACAAGGACGAGGUGCUGAACCACGCCAUUGAAUUCACCGGUAGCGACGAGACCCUGCGAACCAUCCCCGUGGACGAGCGUCUCACCAUCGCGAACAUGACGACCGAGUGGGGUGCACUCACAGGACUGUUCCCAAUCGAUUCGGUUCUUCAUGGUUGGCUGAGGGCGCGGGCCACCGAUGCCGCCAUGUUUGGAGCUCAGAACGAAUACAAAGAUCAUCACCAGGAGCAAUUCGUACACGAGCGCAUCGACAAACUGUAUAAUUCAACUGGGAUCAUCGGGCAAAACGCUGGUCAUAUUUUCCAACCUGCUUUAGCUGCGGACAAGGGAGCAGUGUACGCCAAGGAGCUUUUCCUCGACCUGUCUACACUCUCUCCCUACGUGUCUGGGCCCAACUCUGUCAAGGUCGCCACCCCGCUCGCUGAACUACAGGCUCAGGACAUCAAGGUCAACAAGGCUUAUCUUGUUUCCUGCACCAACUCGCGAGCGUCCGACUUGCAUGCUGCCGCUAGAGUUUUCAAGGACGCAGCCGCUGCUAACGGUGGCAAGAUCCCCAAGCUCCCAUCUCAUGUGAACUUCUACAUUGCAGCUGCAUCCAUUCCGGAGCAGAAGGCAUCCGAAGAGCUAGGUGAUUGGCAGGCUCUCUUGGAAGCGGGUGCACAGCCGCUCCCCGCAGGCUGCGGACCCUGCAUUGGUCUCGGUACUGGCUUGCUCGAACCCGGCGAGGUUGGCAUCAGCGCCAGCAACCGUAACUUCAAGGGCCGAAUGGGCUCACCCGACGCUAAAGCCUACCUUGCCAGCCCGGAAGUCGUUGCAGCGAGUGCAUUGGCCGGCAAGAUCUCCGGCCCCGGGUGGUAUGAAGAGCCCGCCGACUACGCAGGUGUGCGCCGCGGCGAGGGCGAUGGCAUUGUGGAAGAGGAACGCAUGAUGACAAUCGAAGACAUGCUCGAGAGGGCCAUCAAGCAAGCAGAGGAACAGAUCGAGACAGCCGAGAAUACUGCUGUCGAGACCCAGUCUAUCAACCCUCCAGACUCUGCAUCCGAGUCAGAGACUUUGACCGAGAUUCUGCCUGGCUUUCCGGAGAAAAUCAGCGGUGAGAUCGUCUUCUGUGAUGCCGACAACAUCAAUACCGAUGGCAUCUACCCCGGCAAAUACACCUAUCAGGACGAUGUGAGUCGCGAAAAGAUGGCAGAGGUUUGCAUGGAGAAUUACGAUCCCACAUUCGGAAACACCGCAAAGGCAGGAGACAUCCUCGUCUCAGGCUUCAAUUUCGGAUGCGGCAGCAGUCGUGAGCAGGCCGCAACCGCCAUCCUCGCCAAGGGCAUCCCGCUCGUCGUCGCAGGCAGCUUCGGCAACAUCUUCAGCCGUAACAGCAUUAACAACGCGCUCAUGGGCGUCGAGGUACCCAAGCUAGCCAACCGCCUCCGCGAAGUCUUCUCUUCUACAGCACCUGCUGCAUCGCAGCAGAACAUGCAAGAGCCCUCCCAGAACCGCGAGUCGCUCGACUCGCCGCCGCCAGCGGCCCAAGCACAACCUUCGCACGCUAAGCAGCUGACCAGGCGGACGGGCUGGACACUCGAGUGGGAUGUGCGAAGGAGCACUGUAAACGUGCAAGAAGGCCCCGACGGCAACAAGUGGAGCAUCAAGGUCGGUGAGCUGCCGCCCAACGUCCAGGAAAUCAUCGCGCUCGGUGGUCUGGAGAGCUGGGUCAGAAAGGAGAUUGGCGGCACGGUGUAA
Molecule: messenger RNA, 2520 nt
Organism: Didymosphaeria variabile
Lineage: Eukaryota; Fungi; Ascomycota; Dothideomycetes; Pleosporales; Didymosphaeriaceae
Gene: LYS4
Product: mitochondrial Homoaconitase
Exons: 2
Coding region: 1-2520 (839 amino acids)
Biological process (GO): L-lysine biosynthetic process
Molecular function (GO): homoaconitate hydratase activity; 4 iron, 4 sulfur cluster binding
Source: RefSeq, a predicted model, not a curated record